Molecule: messenger RNA, 1217 nt
Organism: Morone saxatilis (striped sea-bass)
Lineage: Eukaryota; Metazoa; Chordata; Actinopteri; Moronidae
Gene: hexim1
Product: HEXIM P-TEFb complex subunit 1
Biological process (GO): negative regulation of cyclin-dependent protein serine/threonine kinase activity; negative regulation of transcription by RNA polymerase II
Cellular component (GO): cytoplasm; nucleus; nucleoplasm
Molecular function (GO): 7SK snRNA binding; cyclin-dependent protein serine/threonine kinase inhibitor activity
Source: RefSeq, a predicted model, not a curated record
CGGCAGCAGCGGCGGGCGGAGGACUGUGUGGAUAUCAACACAGACAAGUUAUGGCAAAUGAGAGGCGGACAGAGGGGGGUGUGCCCUGCCUUAGCAGCCGGAAACGAGCUCCCAAAGUGCCCGGUUGCAGCUCAGCCUCAUCAGAGAGCCGAUGUGCACGCACGGGGGGACGGUCAUCACACCUCGCACGGGGGGAAAAACGGAGACGGUGGGUCGCUGGAGGAGGAGGCGCUGAACCGGGUGCAGGAGGAGAGUUUGCUCAUCGACUCCGACACCGGGUUGGAUGCGCGUCUGGGCAAGAAGAGACACCGGCGCAGCAAGACCUCCAAGAAGAAGCGCAACUGGAAGCCUUAUUACAAACUUUCCUGGGAGGAGAGGAAAGCGCUGGAGGAGAAGGAGACCGCCAGGGCUUCCCGGGUGAGGGAGGAGAUGUUCGCCAAAGGGCUCCCGGUGGCGCCCUACAACACCACCCAGUUCCUGAUGGACGAGCACGACCGGGAGGAGCCGGACCUCAACACCGAGAGCGGGGUCCGGAGACCCUCCGGGGUCGGGGGCCGCAUGGAGGACACGGGCAGCGAGGAGGAGCUGUGCGACAACGAGGUGACCGACGACGACGACGGCAGCGGCGGAGGCAGCGACGGGAUCGGGAGGCCCGGGAACGCAGGUGGGGAGUUUCUCCAGAGAGACUUUUCCGAGACCUACGAGAUGUACCACGUCGAGAGCCUGCAGAACAUGACCAAGCAGGAGCUGGUGCAGGAGUACCUGGAGCUGGAGAAGUGCAUGUCCCGGCUGGAGGAGGAGAACAACCGGCUGAGGCUCGCCGUGGAGCCCGGGGGUCCCACCGUGGAGGGCUCCCUGGUCCGGCUCGGGGAGCUGGAGAGGGAGCUGGAGAGACUCAGGGCCCAAAACACGGAGCUGCUCCUGCAGAACCAGCCCGGCACGGACCGGAGCCCGGUGACCAGCAAUUAAAGGACAAUUUAAAGUAGAAAAACAAAAACAAAAAGGUAAAACAUGGGACUGCUGCGUUUUUUUAAAUUGUCAUCAGUUUUCUGUAAUCAGUUUGUCUCAAUGCAAUACUUGUUUCUUUUUCUAUUCGGACUGUAAAAGGUUGUCCUGUUCAAUUUAUUUUAUUUUUAUUUUAUUUUUUCCCAAGAAAGAAAUGUAAAUAUUUCAAAAGUAAGAUUCUUUUUAUAAAGAGAAAGUAUUUGACAACACGA